GCAGUCUCAGCAUUUCUCUACUAAUAUUAUAAAGAGGCAAGAUUUGAUUGUUUGUUUGUUUAUUUUUUUGUUUGCCGCGAAUAGGCUCCGAAACGAUCAAACCGAAUUCUUUCACUAUUAGGUAGCUACACUAAAUGCGUUGAACAUAGGCUAUAUUUUGUCCUGGUACGGGAAUUAAAUCCAUCGGGACGCGGGUAAAACCACGUGUGACAACUAGUUUUUAUUUUUUGCAAGCGUGCAUUUUUACAUAUUUGGUUAGAAUGACGUGAUUUUUAGGCCUAUAUAAACGGCUCCCGAAUAACAACACAAAUCACUCCUGAACUAAAUCAGCGUGCAAGUUUAAUUUUAUCAAAAGUGUUAACCUAUUCAAUCAAAUCCUCAAGAAUGUCGGGACCAACUUCUGCUGAUCACCUCUUUCCCUCCGAAGACGAAUAUGAGGAACAACAGACACGGGUGAAACACGUGAAGGAUUCGUCAUCAGCGUCUUCAUCUUCACGCUCCGGCGAUGCUGCUAAGAGAAGCGCCAGCAAAUCAUCGCAUCCGGACAGUAAGAAGAAGAAGCUCAAGACGAUGUCGCCUACUGUUCAUCCCAUCAGUCCUGUUAUGAAGCCCCAGAGAAGCGAUAUGAAGACCACGAGCCAUGACUUAUUUGGUAGUGACAGCGACGAUGAUCGUGAAGAGAUAGCAGCAAGUAAUUUAAAGGGUAAUAAAAAAAUAACUCCCUUAUACUCCUAUUUCACACGUAGGGUUGCAAACGGCUUAAGCCGGCAAACCGAUGAGUUAAAACAGGGCCCUUACUACAUAGAAUUAAAAAUUUAUGAUGUGAAAACGAUAGAACAUGUCGCACCUAUAAAUCGGUGGCGUCAUUCAAUUAUUUCAAUAAAAAAUCGCACUGAAAAUAAUACGCCAGCAUGGGCUCGGCUUAAAGACUUUAUUGACGAGACCAGGCGGGAGUUUAAGAACUGUCCUUUAGAGUUUGUAAGCAGUUACUAUUAACGUUUCUUUAUAUUUACGAUUUUUUUUUUUUCUAUUUACAAAAAAAACUUUAAAAAUACUUAUAAAUGUAAUAGGUACAUGUAAUCUUAUAUUUCUUUUAUUGCUGUUUAUUUUUAAAUGAUGACUGACUUGAAAUGCUUUCAUGUCAAUAAUGUAAUCAAUCAGUAUUUACUCAAUUACUUAGUUUGUAAUUACAAUUUAUUCACGUAUAAAAAAUACAUUUAGAUCUA
This is a messenger RNA of Helicoverpa zea (corn earworm), 1226 nucleotides long. RefSeq lists its product as uncharacterized. The transcript has 2 exons. The record is from RefSeq and is a predicted model, not a curated record. Lineage: Eukaryota; Metazoa; Arthropoda; Insecta; Lepidoptera; Noctuidae. The coding region runs from base 385 to 996 and encodes 203 amino acids.